Messenger RNA from Solea solea (common sole), 4124 nucleotides. It is a transcript of the gene slc8b1, whose product is annotated as solute carrier family 8 member B1. NCBI's taxonomy places the organism in Eukaryota, Metazoa, Chordata, Actinopteri, Pleuronectiformes, Soleidae. The transcript has 15 exons. The coding region runs from base 328 to 1962 and encodes 544 amino acids. Gene Ontology annotation, cellular component: membrane. The record is from RefSeq and is a predicted model, not a curated record. Gene Ontology annotation, molecular function: calcium:sodium antiporter activity. Gene Ontology annotation, biological process: calcium export from the mitochondrion; intracellular calcium ion homeostasis.
UGAACACAGUGUACAACAACAUUUUAGAAACUGAACACUCACACACAGUCAUGGAAACGUCUUCAGUAAAGCAGCCGUAUUAGAACUGGAACUACAGCAACAACAAGAUCAAUAUUUGUUCCGGGACGAUUUUUUAUGAGGAAGUAAACAGGCUACAACUAACAGCACCACCACCGGUCCAUCAACGCACCACCACCAUAGACACAGCUCCAGGUUAACGUAAACCAUGUCUUCAGCUGUUUUCCUGUCAAUCGUGGUGCUGUUGUCUUGUCAAGUCAGGAUCACCUGUCCUCGUUAAACACACUGUUGGACCUUGAACUACUCACGAUGUCUCUGAAAAGCAACAAUGAUGAGUGUGACCAUGUGAUGAACCUCAGUGCCGUGGAGCGCUGUGCGUUUGUGAAGAGCACACCGGACUGUCUCAUGGAAGAUGGCUUCAUCAACUACCUCCAACUGGCCUUCUGUCUGCUCCCUCCCAACCUCACACCGCUCACCAUCACACUUUGUAUGAUAUGGCUGCUCUUUUUAUUUGUUUUUCUUGGACUCUCUGCAUCCAAGUUUUUCUGUCCGAACCUGUCGGCCAUCUCCACCAGUCUGCACCUCACUCACAACGUGGCUGGCGUUACGUUCCUGGCUCUUGGUAACGGAGCUCCUGACAUCUUCAGUGCCAUAGCGGCUUUCACACACCCGCACACUGCCGGCCUCGCCGUCGGAGCCUUAUUUGGAGCUGGAAUAUUUGUUACGACAGUAGUAGCCGGCAGCGUGGCGCUGGUCAAGCCUUUUGCCGUGGCCUCUCGUCCAUUUCUGCGGGACGUCAUCUUCUACAUGGUCGCAGUGUUUUGGACUUUCCUCAUGCUGUACAGAGGGACAGCAACACUCGUAGAAACAAUAGGAUACCUGGGCCUCUAUGUGGUUUAUGUGUUCACUGUCAUCAUCAGCGCUUACAUCUACAACCGGCAAAAAUAUUCAGUGAACACAAGCAUCCCGAAUGAUGCACAAGUUCAAGUUUCCAGUGAUGAGAUUCACUCGUCCGACGAUGACGUUCCUUACCUGACUCCUUCGCAUGAGUAUGAGUCAGAGUACAGGCCACUGCUGCCAUAUUCAGAGUCCACCAGUCAGAUCCUGCUGAGCUCCCUGAACCCGGUGGACAGCAGGAAGUGGAGGAGGAAAUCAUGGAGCUGGAGAGUGCUCAAAGUGGUGAAGACACCUCUGGAGAUCCUGCUGCUGCUCUGUGUCCCCGUUGUCGACCCUGAUAAAGAAGACAAGAACUGGAGACGCCCGCUUAACUGUCUCCAUCUCAUCACAGCUCCUCUGGUGUCUGUCCUCACCUUCCAGUCAGGAGCAUAUGGAGAAUACAUGAUCCAAGGACAGUUUCCCCUCUGGUUGUUUACUCUCCUUCUGGGACUUUUUCUGUCUGGCAUUGUCUUCUGCACCACUGCUAAUGACCAACCUCCCAAAUAUCAUUCUCUCUUUGCUCUUUUGGGCUUCAUAGUGAGUGCAGUGUUGAUCAGCGCCGUGGCCUCUGAGGUGGUCAGUCUUCUGCAUAUGCUUGGAGUGGUGCUGACCCUCAGCAACACUGUGCUGGGACUCACGCUGUUGGCCUGGGGCAACAGCAUAGGAGACUGUUUUGCUGACAUCACCAUUGCCCGGCAGGGUUACCCACGGAUGGCCAUAUCUGCCUGCUUUGGAGGCAUCAUUUUCAAUAUGCUGUUUGGUGUGGGUUUGGGUUCUCUGUUUCAGAGGGUUACAACACACUCUGAUGUGCAGAUUGAACCAGAGGGUUUGCUGACCUGGAUUCUCGCAGGAUCUCUGGGUUUGUCUCUGGUCCUGUCCUUCGUCAUUGUUCCACUGUGCCGGUUCCACUUGGAUCGGCGCUACGGGUUCUUCCUCAUCGUCUUCUACGCCAUCUUCCUCUUCAUUGCAAUGCUCACAGAGUUCGGCGUCAUACAGACCCAACACUGAGGCCAGUUUCGAAAAAAAAACAAAACAAAAAACUGAGAGCAGACACAAGAGACUUCUUUCGCACUGCCGUCAGUUUGAUGAACCAAGUGGACAAAUGACUGGCAGAUCACAGUGUUCUGCUGAGACUAAUUACACUGUGCCUUUGUUCAGCCGCAAAGAGGAGAGAAGUCUGUUAAGUAACAGAACAUGGUCAAUUCUGCUUUGGUUUUUAGGUUUAAAAGCUUCGCCUUCUGUGUGAAAAUAAGCGGUUACCAGCAGGAGAAAUCCAGCAAUGCACUUGACAAUCUGAACUGUUUAUUAAAAUCCCUUAUGAGGUAACUGAAAUACAUUACAGAAAAGGAAGCUAUAUAAAACACUGAAUAUGUUGACAAUGAGUUAGGAGAUACACCAGUAUUGUUUAGGGCUAAGAGGAGUGUAAGUCUUUAUACUUUUGGUCUUUAGACGACUUGGUAGUGUCCAUGUUAAUACUGGUCGGAUGAGCCGUUAAACUAAGGCAUCAGGUUUAAGUACUCCAUGUUUUACAAAUCACAAAGGCCUACAGCAGUACAUGUACACAACAUACUGUGGUCGUACAGGCUCAGGUUUCAGUUGCUGAAGUCUUGAAAGGGCCAGAAAAACAGGGCCAGGGUUCAACGCCAAACUAAAAAUGGGCUGCUGUCCGUCGGUGCUGCUGGUUUAUGAAGGAGCCACGUGAAGUUGUCUCUCAAGUCAGUCUAAAAAGGCCGAGGACAAGUUUUCCCACUGUCACAGAAUGCUAAGAAAGUUUGUGGUUAUCACUUGGAAAGUGUGCGUUAGUUGAUGCUGUGAGGUCCAGUCUGUGAGUUGAGCUGCGCCUCGGGGAAGGGACACGGGUUAGAGACAGGACUGUCCAGAUCCCGCUCCAAGCUUUGGUCUGUUUCAGACAGGUUUUCCCUUGAAUACUCCGUGUACCACUCCUGGAGAAACAAGUGCAAACGGUCAGGGGUGAAGGAAUAGCAACUAACUUCUGUCGUUGUAUUCAGGGUUAUCUCAUUUUUGUUUUACCUGCAUCUCUUCCUCGUACAUUUUCAUACUGAGGUCACUUUUCGUCCUCGACCUGCGUCCUUGGUACACCAGAGACGAGUGCUGCACACGUGCGAAAGCAGAAUGAAGGCUUAUUGGUUUGAUUUCAAAUCGAGAAAUUCAAAGUAAAAAAAAAAAGGUUUUCGUGUAUUUAUACUUACACCACUCCUGUCCAUAGCUUGUAGAACUCCUUGUAGAGAGCUGAGGGAGGACACUCCUGGACACGUCUGUUUGUACAGCUCUAGAGUGGCCAGGAUUUCAUCUCGACUCACCUCUACUUCAAACACGAUCCCAUUCUCAUCUACGCACGGAAAUUAAAAUCACUUACUGAUCUCCAACUUAAAUUUGACUCAGGGUAACAUUUUUUUUUUUGCAGAUUUUCAAAGUUACAAACCAUUUGUAGUAAACUGAAAUGUAGCAUAUACAGUGUUAUCCCUAACGAUAACCUUAACCUUCUGCCACAUCUGAUCUCCAUGAAGACUACUGGUCCUGACAAGGUCAGUGUUUAUGCCAGAAAAGGUCCACACACACUAAAACAAAUCCCACCCUCUGGAUUCUCCAGUGGUUCCCUGUUUUUGCGGCUGUAGUUCAUUCGGAAAACAAAGGCAUCGAGGAUAAACGCCACAAUGAUGGUCAUCACUACCUGGAGAACAAACGCACAAACAAAAUAUCACACAAGUGUUUACAAUCACACACACACACAUACACACGCACGUGACCACACAGGCCUCACCAUGGUUACAAUGUAGAAGGUCAUGAAGUACAGGCGGCUCCAGUGGCUCGUCAUGGACGUUAUACCUUCCUGAGGGAGAAGAGAACACGGCAGCGGUGAAACAGUGACACCUAAUGAUCAGUGAGAAGACUUGCAGAAGGACUUGUUACCAUGGUGAUGUACCAGUUGUUGACCACAGUCAGUUCAAAAAGAGUCACUGGAGAGAAAAGAAAACGAACACAGUGAAUAACUGGAAAACAAAAAUGUAUCCUAAGCACAAGUUUUGUCUGUGUCCCUACAGCUUAUCACAGUUUAUAUUUCUCUGUGCCAUAAUGUGGAUCUCAUUAUUGUCUAAAGAAUUAUUAAAAAAUAAAGUACAUCAGCCACACAGUUACAAUGGUGACCUACA